Molecule: messenger RNA, 831 nt
Organism: Brachypodium distachyon (stiff brome)
Lineage: Eukaryota; Viridiplantae; Streptophyta; Magnoliopsida; Poales; Poaceae
Product: probable indole-3-pyruvate monooxygenase YUCCA10
Exons: 5
Coding region: 1-831 (276 amino acids)
Molecular function (GO): NADP binding; N,N-dimethylaniline monooxygenase activity; flavin adenine dinucleotide binding
Source: RefSeq, a predicted model, not a curated record
AUGGAAGAGGUUGUAGUUUUUAUUGUCGGUGCCGGGCCAGCGGGCCUUGCAACAGCAGCGUGCCUCAACCAAUUCUCCAUCCCUUAUGUCAUCGUCGAGUGUGAGAAUUGUAGUGCGUCACUUUGGCGCAACCGUGCAUAUGAUCGUCUCAAGUUACAUCUUGCCAAGGAGUUCUGUAGCAUCUACUCUGGAAGGAAUGUGUUGGUUGUUGGAUCUGGAAACUCUGGGAUGGAGAUUGCUUACGACCUUGCGACUCAUGGUGCCAACAGUUCUCUUGUUAUACGAAGUCCGAUUCAUGUAAUGACAAAGGAAUUAAUCCGGUUAGGGAUGAGACUGCUUCGUCAUCUUCCUCCGAAGUUGGUGGAUCAUCUCCUUGUGAUGAUGGCAGAUUUCGUAUUCGGAGACUUAUCCAAACAUGGCAUCACGAGACCAAAGAAAGGUCCAUUAGUCCUGAAGUCCGAAACUGGUCAAUCUGCUGUAAUUGAUGUUGGCACGGUUGGGUUAAUCAAGAAAGGCACAAUCAAAGUGCAAGGAGGGGUUACUAAGAUCAAGGGCAAAACCAUAGAAUUUCAAGGUGGGAAUGAAGCCUCCUUUGAUGCAAUCGUGUUUGCAACGGGAUACAAAAGCACGGCGAACAUGUGGCUCAAGAAUGGUGAGAGCAUGUUGAAUAACGAUGGAUUGCCAAAUAAGGAAUUCCCAAAUCAUUGGAAAGGUGAAAAUGGGCUCUACUGUGCUGGUUUGGCAAGGAGGGGAUUGGCUGGUAUUGCUAUAGAUGCCAAGAACAUCGCUAAUGACAUCAAGUCUAAGAUAGACGUUAUGAGGUCGAUCUGA